UCUUGAAGUUGCCUACUUUUCCUUUUUUUUUCUUCUUUUUUUCUAUCAUCACUCAUUCUCCUCUUUUUGUAUAUUUACAUAAAUCUACUUAUAUCACCAAAAAAAAAAAUUGUUAUAAUUAUUCAUGGCUUUGCAUAAACAUGUUAUAGUGAUUCUCUUGGCUUGUUUGAUCAACUCUUGUUAUGCUUAUCAAUUCUAUGUUGGUGGUAGAGCUGGUUGGGUUCCUAAUCCAUCUGAAAAUUACAAUAAUUGGGCUGAAAGAAUGAGAUUUCAAGUCAACGACACUCUCGUGUUCAAGUACAAGAAGGGAUCAAAUUCAGUAUUAGUGGUAAACAAGGAUGAUUAUGACAAAUGCAAUACAAAUAAUCCAAUUAUGAAAAUGGAUGAUGGAAAUUCAAUUUUCAAAUUUGAUCAUUCUGGUCCAUUUUUUUUUAUUAGUGGAAAUAAAAAUGAUUGUCAAAAUGGAUCACAAAAAUUAAUUACUGUUGUUUUAGCCAUUAGACCUCCUCCUCCUUCAACUCCGGCGACUUCUCCGGCAACUUCCCCGUCGGUAUCUCCCGCAACAUCUCCGGUGAGUCAAACACCUACUUCAUCACCCACAAUUUCUCCGGCAACAUCUCCGGCGACUUCUCCGGCAACAUCACCAUCAACUUCUCCGACAACAUCACCAUCAACAUCUCCGGCGACUACUCCGGCGCCGGCGAGUAUAUCGCCAUCGGGGGCGAUAAUUUCACCAUCUCCAUCGGGUAAUUCAUCGUCAUCGUCUCCAAGUUCACCGAGCACACCAGGAUCGCCGGUGGAAUCACCGCCGGGAGGCAGCGGGAACAGUCCGCCGGCGGAUAUUCCGGCACCUACCGGCUCAAAGAACUCGGCAGUAAAAGCAUAUUCUACAACUUCAGCUGUUUUUGUGUCAAUUUUAUUUACUAUAAUAUUUUUUAUUUCUGUUUAGUGGAAAAUAGAUAAAUUUAUUAAAACAUAUAAAAAUAAAAAAAAAGUUUGUUUUUUUAUUUAAAAAAAAAAAGUCUUCGUACGUUGGAUUACUGAGAGGUUUAUUAGAUAGAAAGGCAGUGUUUUAUUAUUUUAUUUUUAUUUUUAUUUUUUGUUGUUUUUCAUAAUUAUUAUGGAAUUAAUUUCAUGAGA
Solanum lycopersicum (tomato) is the source of this 1140-nucleotide messenger RNA. Its product is annotated as early nodulin-like protein 3. Gene Ontology annotation, molecular function: electron transfer activity. Gene Ontology annotation, cellular component: plasma membrane. The record is from RefSeq and is a predicted model, not a curated record. NCBI's taxonomy places the organism in Eukaryota, Viridiplantae, Streptophyta, Magnoliopsida, Solanales, Solanaceae.